Molecule: messenger RNA, 3450 nt
Organism: Mus musculus (house mouse)
Lineage: Eukaryota; Metazoa; Chordata; Mammalia; Rodentia; Muridae
Gene: Ubac1
Product: ubiquitin associated domain containing 1
Exons: 10
Coding region: 227-1456 (409 amino acids)
Biological process (GO): protein maturation; protein ubiquitination
Cellular component (GO): cytoplasm; cytosol; ubiquitin ligase complex
Molecular function (GO): polyubiquitin modification-dependent protein binding; proteasome binding
Source: RefSeq, marked validated
CGGCUGCGACCGCGCGCUCCGGGCGGCUACGGCGACACGGGCAGUGGCAGCAAGGGUACAGCUCCUGCCCCUUCAGUGACGGGCGGCGGAGCUGACAGGAGCCGGGGCGGGGCGGCGGCGGCCAGCGAAGGAGCGCACGGCGGCCCGGCCCCGCCCCUGGUCCUCCCGCCAGCCUCAGUGACCUUCACUGGUUCGGGCGGCGGGUGCAGGCCCGGGCGGCGGCGCGAUGUUCGUGCAGGAGGAGAAGAUCUUCGCGGGCAAGGUGCUUCGGCUGCACAUCUGCGCAGCCGACGGCGCCGAGUGGCUGGAGGAGGCGACCGAGGACACAUCGGUGGAGAAGCUCAAGGAGAGUUGCCUCAAACAUGGUGCUCAUGGGAGCCUAGAAGACCCCAAGAAUGUGACCCACCACAAGCUAAUACAUGCUGCUUCAGAGAGGGUGCUGAGUGACAGCAAAACGAUCUUGGAAGAAAACAUCCAGGACCAAGACGUCUUGUUAUUGAUAAAAAAGCGUGUUCCUUCUCCACUCCCUAAGAUGGCUGACGUCUCAGCAGAAGAAAAGAAGAAACAAGAGCAAAAGGCUCCAGACAAAGAUGCUAUUCUUCGAGCAACGGCAAACCUGCCUGCCUGCAGCACUGACCGGACUGCUGUCCAGACCACCAUGAGAGACUUCCAGACAGAACUCCGGAAGAUCCUCGUGUCUCUCAUUGAGGUGGCACAGAAGCUGUUAGCACUGAAUCCCGAUGCAGUUGAAUUGUUUAAGAAGGCAAAUGCUAUGCUGGAUGAAGAUGAGGAUGAGCGAGUGGAUGAGACUGCCUUGCGGCAGCUCACAGAGAUGGGCUUUCCUGAGAGCAGAGCCUCAAAGGCCCUUCGGCUGAACCACAUGUCAGUGCCUCAGGCCAUGGAGUGGCUAAUUGAACACUCAGAAGAUCCAGCUAUUGACACACCUCUUCCAGGCCAUGCUGCUCAAGCAGGGGCCAGUGCUGCAGCCACUACCUCCUCCACCUCCUCUGAAGCUGCUGUGGGAACUAGUGUUGAAGAUGAGGAGUCCCGGGAUGAGCUCACAGAAAUCUUCAAGAAGAUACGCAGGAAAAAGGAAUUUCGAGCAGAUGCUCGGGCUGUCAUUUCGCUGAUGGAGAUGGGCUUUGACGAGAAGGAAGUGAUUGAUGCCCUCCGAGUGAACAACAACCAGCAGAACGCUGCUUGUGAAUGGCUGCUGGGGGACCGGAAGCCAUCCCCUGAGGAAUUGGACCAGGGCAUCGAUCCCAAUAGCCCUCUCUUUCAGGCCAUCCUGGACAACCCAGUGGUGCAGCUGGGUUUGACAAACCCUAAGACAUUGCUAGCAUUUGAAGACAUGCUGGAGAAUCCGCUUAACAGCACCCAGUGGAUGAACGACCCAGAGACGGGCCCGGUCAUGCUGCAGAUCUCUAGGAUCUUCCAGACGCUGAAUCGCACGUAGGUGGUACCUACUGUGCUCCUUGGCUGUGCAGUCUCAGCAGUCUGUGAGGCAGUGGGCACAGGGUUCAGCCGGGAUCUUGCCUGGACCACAGCUUCUCGGACUCUCCUUUCCAGACCUAACAGCUUAUCAACUUCUGCCACAUGGCUUGAAAGUUGCAGUCCUAGCUUCUGACAGGUGUCUACAGAAAGUGGCUGUUGCAUUGGGAAGGUGAAUGAUUGCUGCCCGUCCCUCCAGAUACUCUGCUGGGCUCCUGAAGUGCUACUUGAAUUGACCCUUAGGUGUUUGCUUGUGGAGCCCAAUGUAUUUAAAAGAAGGCAUGUUCUGAUCCAAAGUGUUAUGUCAAGUGUGCUAAUUUAACCAGACUGACUCACAGAUGGCUUCUUUAAUAAAUAAACCCUUUUCCUAUUUUUACUUGUGUUACUUCAUGGCAGCAAGGACAUCACAUGUAUCCCCUAGGCCGUGUACACAUUGUCUCUGCCCAGAGCAGGUGUCAUUGCCACUUCUUUCUAGAUACUAUUUCUCUGUGUAGCCCUGGAUGUCCUAAAAAUCACUCUGUAAACCAGGCUGCCCUUGAACUCAGAAAUCUGCCUCCUGAGCGCUGGGAUUAAAGGCGCGUGCCACCACCUCUCAGCUUUCAUGGCUACUUCUUCACUUGGAAACCUGAAUCCUCUGAGCCCAGCUCAAGUUGGGUUUGGGGCUGUGACAUUUCAAGUAGCAGGCCUUCCCCCCAGCCACAGCAGAUGGAGCAGGGUGUGUGUGUGUGUGUGUGUACACUCACAGGUGCAUGUACUCAUGUGUACCUUGUGCCAGAACACAAACGUGGGGAUCACACCUGCCCUACUCAGGAGUUGGUUCUUUCCUUCCACCAUGGUCCCGGGGAUCAAGCCCAGCUCAUCAGGUUCCUGCAGCAAGGACUUAAAAAAACAAACACUCUUCUGACUCAUCUUGCUGGCUCAUGAUCUAGUCCCCUUUCUGUGACCCCUGCUCAGGGUUACUGUAAAAAGCAUUUAGCUCUUGAGUGUGUUUAAGCAUGUCUGAGAAGCUGCAGCAUAGGUGAGGUAUAGGAAUAGCUACAGCCUUGGCUGGCACUCACCCUGCUGGAGCUGAGCCAGAAGACUCUAACAUGGAAAAGGAGCUCAGCGGCUGGAGUGUUCGCUGUACAAGCAAGGGGACCUGAGUUCACAUCCCAGCACCAGGUAAAAAGCCAGGCAUGGCAGCACACAGCUGUAAUUCCAGCAUUUGGAGAUGGUAAGUGGAGUUUCGAUCCUGGGGGGUUAACAAGAUAAGCUGGAAAGUGAUAGAAGACAUUAGACACUGACUCUGGCAUGUGUGUGCAAGCACACAUAUAACAAAGACUAUGACGGGAUCUGCCUGUCUUCCUAGUGCGUUGAAGAGUCAUGGUUCAGAAUCUCCGAGGGAGGGUGGAGAGAUGACUCGUCACUUAAGACCACUUGCUGUUCAAGUUUAAGUCCCAGGAUCCACAUUGGAUGGCUCACAACCGCUUGUCUGACUCCAACCCCAGCUCCAGGAAAGCCGAUUUCCUCUUGUAGCCUCUGUACACACAUCCAAACAAAAAUAAAGAUCUUCACAGAACUUCAAGGAACCAUCUCUAUGGGCUCUGGAGGCCAUGGGGAGUGUUCUGUACUUGGGGAUAGGUCCUGAUGCUGGUCUUUUGUCCAGGAUCUGUGUGUGUGUGGUGUGUGUGUGUUCUGCAACACUAGUAUCCUCUGAGACAAGCAUUGUGUUCAUGUAAUAAAGGAGCUAACACAAACUGGCUCUGAAAAGGGGUCUUCGUUUGGAAAGAAUAGAUUUCCUGCUCUGGCUGUUUGGGUUUUUUUCAUGUUUUGUUUGUUUUGUUUUUCAAGACAGGUUUGUGUGUGUGUGUAUGUAGCCCUGGCUGUCCUGGAACUCACUCUGUAGACCAGGCUGGCCUUGAACUCAGAAAUUCACCUGCCUUUGCCUCCUAAGUGCUGUAAUUAAAUCCGUGUGCCACC